Messenger RNA from Orcinus orca (killer whale), 357 nucleotides. RefSeq names its product keratin, type I cuticular Ha3-I-like. The record is from RefSeq and is a predicted model, not a curated record. The transcript has 2 exons. Gene Ontology annotation, molecular function: structural molecule activity. The coding region runs from base 1 to 357 and encodes 118 amino acids. NCBI's taxonomy places the organism in Eukaryota, Metazoa, Chordata, Mammalia, Artiodactyla, Delphinidae.
AUGCCUUACAGCUGCUCCCUGCCCAGCCUGAGCUGCAGCUCCAGUUGCUUCUCCCGGCCCUGUGUGCCCCGCAGCUGCCACGGCUCCACCUUGCCCGGGUCCUGCAACAUCCCCGUCAACGUGGGCAACAGCGGCUGCUUCUGUGAGGGUUCUUUCAAUGGCAACGAGAAGGAGACCAUGCAGCUCCUGAACAGCCGGCUGGCCAACUACCAGGAGAAGGUGCGCCAGCUGGAGCGGGACAACGCAGAGCUGGAGAGCCGCAUCUGGGAGCAGAGCCAGCAACAAGAUCCCCUUGUGUGCCCCGACUACCAGUCCCGCUUCCGGACCAUAGAGGAUCUCCAGCAGAAGGACUGUUAG